UACCUCUACUGAAGAGAAAAAAAACAAAAUAAUGUCGGUCGUGAUUCAUGCUCCAAAGAGUGAAGAAUAGAUAAUUUUCUGAAUUUAUAGAGUAUUUAUGGAGUGAAUAAAAAUAUCAAUAAUUGAAUCGUGAUUUUGAGGACAUCGAGGACUAUUGUAGCUGAAUAACACACCUGCAAUGCCGGCGUAUCACUCCAGUUUCGUCAAAAGUGAUAAAUGUCUUGGGAAUCUAGCACUUUUGCCCCUGAGGACGAACUUUCGAGGGCCAGCUCCUUCUUGCCCCCCAGAGACUGAGCAGGAUAUCAUCGACGAGGCAUUGUAUUUCUUCAGGGCUAAUGUAUUCUUCAGAACUUAUGAAAUUAAGAGUGAAGCCGAUAGGGUAUUGAUCUACAUAACUCUCUACAUAACAGAGUGUUUAAAAAAGCUCCAGAAGUGCGCAAAUCAGAAUCAAGCCCUCAACGAGAUGUAUUCCCUGGCCAUUUCGAAAUUCGAUAUUCCAGGAGAUCCAGGAUUCCCCCUAAAUUCUGUUUACGCUAAACCAAGUACUUCUGCUGAGGCUGAUCAAAUGAGGCAGUAUCUGCAGCAAAUAAGGCAAGAGACUGCGGCUCGCCUUGUAGAAAGAGUGUACAGUGAUAAUGGUAAGCCCAGCAAGUGGUGGCUGUGCUUCGCCAAGAAGAAGUUCAUGGACAAAUCCCUCUCUGGCCCAGGACAAUGAAACUGCCCCCCAAAUGCAAUAGAUUAAAUGUCUUUAAUCCUUCUUUUUCACCUUCAUUAUAUAAUUUUUUUCUUUUAUACAGAAUGAAAAGCUCAAGAAAAUAAAUCUAGCAAACAAAAGUUCUUUUUAUUCUAUUC
This is a messenger RNA of Diachasma alloeum, 852 nucleotides long. RefSeq names its product actin-related protein 2/3 complex subunit 3 (gene Arpc3A). The transcript has 4 exons. The record is from RefSeq and is a predicted model, not a curated record. Gene Ontology annotation, biological process: regulation of actin filament polymerization; Arp2/3 complex-mediated actin nucleation. NCBI's taxonomy places the organism in Eukaryota, Metazoa, Arthropoda, Insecta, Hymenoptera, Braconidae. The coding region runs from base 179 to 715 and encodes 178 amino acids. Gene Ontology annotation, molecular function: actin filament binding. Gene Ontology annotation, cellular component: Arp2/3 protein complex; cytoskeleton.